Molecule: messenger RNA, 1143 nt
Organism: Pyrus x bretschneideri (Chinese white pear)
Lineage: Eukaryota; Viridiplantae; Streptophyta; Magnoliopsida; Rosales; Rosaceae
Product: 30S ribosomal protein S6
Exons: 5
Coding region: 60-962 (300 amino acids)
Biological process (GO): translation
Cellular component (GO): ribosome; cytosolic small ribosomal subunit
Molecular function (GO): small ribosomal subunit rRNA binding; structural constituent of ribosome
Source: RefSeq, a predicted model, not a curated record
CACUUGUUUCGCAAAUCGCAUAUCCUCGCCGGGUCUCUCUCUGCUCCGAAACAGCUUCAAUGGGGGCACUCAUACACUCCUUCUCUGUAGCUUCUCUCACUCCAACGGCUCUAAAACUGGUCUGCACAAAUGGGUCCUCCUCCAAAAACCAAAAUUCAAGCUUGCAAUUCUCAAAUGGAUUCUCUUCGUUUUCUUCUCGUCGGCCAUUUCCAGCUCAGAAGCUCCCAGUAAGAGUCAGAAGGUCGGUGAUUGUUUUUGCGAAGAAGAACAGCAACAAGGAGAAGAAGAAGGAAGACAACCACAGCUUUGCAUCGAAACCGGAUGAGGCCACUGGGCCUUUCCCUGAAUCUGUGCUGCUUAAACAGAAGAAAGUCCAGGAAGAUGGUAACGUUCUCCCUGAGUUUGCAGAUGCCGAAGAAGAGAAGGUGUAUGAAUUUUUGAAGCUUCAGCUGCAAAGCGAUUUGAAUGAAGAACGAAUGCGCCACUAUGAGCUGGUUUAUCUGAUUCAUGAGAAACAUGCCGAAGAGGUUGGGAGUGUCAAAGAGAAAAUUGAAGAGUUUCUAGCGGAGAAGAAAGCCAGGAUAUGGAGAGUGAGCAAUUGGGGAAUGCGAAGACUAGCAUACCAAAUAAAGAAAGCGAAGAACGCUUACUACGUUUUGAUGAACUUUGAGAUGGAAGCCAAAUGGAUAAAUGACUUUAAGACCAUGCUAGACAAGGAUGAAAGAGUCAUUCGGCAUCUUGUUAUUAAGAGGGAUGAGGCAAUCACAGAAGACUGCCCUGCUCCUCCCGAGUUUCACACCCUCGGUGGAGGUACAGAUUCUGAUGAAGAAGAAGAGGAUGAUAUGGAGUAUGAUGACGAAGAGUAUGAAGAUGACGAUGAAGACGGGAUUAUUAUCGUUGACGCUGACAAUGAUGAUAUAGAAGAAGAUAGGGAACAAAGAAGGGUAGAACAACUAGUGUAGGAAAACCAGGAUUGAUAAGAAAACUGAGGGCAGGGAAAGUGAGAAAUAUUUUUGUAUAAAUUUGUGUAACGUUUCAAACAAUAGAUUAUAUUUAAGUAGAUGGUAGCAUAUGAAAGAUUUGUUUUGAUUUAUGUAUCUUAUUUGAUUUAAAUUUAAAUAGCAUAUAAAAGUUUUGUUUGGA